AUGCGGUAUAUCGAAGCAAUAGCACAAGACUGGGGCGUAUCGAAAGUAGAUAAGAAGUCCGAUACUGAUGACUCCGAUACGAAUCCUUAUCACCAUCUGGAGGAUGCUGUUCUUCCCAGUUUGGAUGAUUUGAAGUGUCGUUUUAGAGGUGUGGAGAUGUUUGGGCAUGAAAAAGUUGAUGCUGUCGCUAAGAGGGUUGAUCAUUGUUUUCGUAUCCCUGCCACUCCAACCGUGGGACAGUCGGAGCCUCUCACUGCUGAUCAGAGAAGAGCUCUGAGGACUAAAAUAAAACGACGUAGAAAAGAUGGCAUUGAAGCCGAUUUGAAAAAUCCAGAAUAA
Molecule: messenger RNA, 339 nt
Organism: Perkinsus marinus ATCC 50983
Lineage: Eukaryota; Perkinsozoa; Perkinsida; Perkinsidae
Exons: 5
Coding region: 1-339 (112 amino acids)
Source: RefSeq, a predicted model, not a curated record